Molecule: messenger RNA, 628 nt
Organism: Punica granatum (pomegranate)
Lineage: Eukaryota; Viridiplantae; Streptophyta; Magnoliopsida; Myrtales; Lythraceae
Source: RefSeq, a predicted model, not a curated record
UUCUAUUCAUUCCAGUUAGUCAAUUGUUUCGGUUCGAUGGAAUGGAUCAAGCUUAUCUCAUAUGUUCUGUAUCUCGAGGAGAACCUCGAUGACCUGAAGUUGAAGAGGGAUGCCCUGAUCAGCCUCUUUCAGGACAUCAGGAGGAAGAUCAAACUAGAAGAACGGUGGUACAGGAGGCCUGCCAGGGAAGUGGUUGAUUGGUUGAAAAGGGUAGAGGCUAUAACGGAGGAAGUGGACGGGAUUCUGGAAGAAGGCGAACAAGAAGUGAAUCGUUAUUGUCUAGGAGGGUUGUGUCCUCGAAAUCUUUGGGUCAGCUACGUGUUUGGGAAGCGGGUCGAGGAAAAGCAAACUGCCUUGGAUGCACUAAUAUCUGAAUCUGCCUUUAUUCAGCGAGCUGCUUACGGACCCGCCAGUCCUCUAACGGGUUUACUGGAAGCUGCAUCGAUGUACUCCAGCGUUGCGGUAGCUUUGCAGGAAGAAGCCAAAAAGCGUGAUGACAAUGGUUCUGUUUGGGCAUAAGGAAAAGGAAAAUGCAAAAUCACAUCAUCCCUUGAUCGAGAGGCAUGUGUUCGGUCAGGUCCCGAUCACUUCUGAGCAAGAACUUGAAAUAAAAUUAUAAUAAAUCCCC